AUGGGUGCACAAAAAUCAAAAUCAAGUUCUACAACGACAAUGCAGAAUAACCAACCGCGACAACGCGUGGUUCAAAACUACCUCUUAGUUUGGGUGGAUGCCAACAUCGAUGAAAAGGGCCAAGACUGUCAGAACACUUUGACACACUUACGCAGUGUUGUCAAUGAUGUCAAUAUAUACACUCAACCAGAUGCUUGCGUUCAAUUCCUCAAAAGCAUCGGUGAUGAAAAGGCUUUCGUCAUCACAUCGGGAUCCUUAGGUCAACACUUAGUUCCCGAGAUUCACGGCAUUCCACAAGUGAAUGCCAUCUACAUCUUCUGUGGCGACAAGUCCAGACAAGAAACCUGGACAAAGAACUGGUCAAAAGUCAAAGGUAUUCACACAAAUAUCAAAGAAAUCUGUAAAGCACUGACCACGGAUGUUAAACAGCACAAUCAAGAUUCCAUCGCCAUCAGUUUUGUCACCGCAAGAGGAGAGGGUUCCAAUGCCAAUCUCAAUCAUCUGGAACCCAGUUUCAUGUACACGCAAAUAUUUAAGAAGAUUCUCCUCGACAUGAAGCAUGACAAGAAAGCAAUCAAAGACCUGGCCAAUUACUGUCGGCAGCGUUUUCAAGACAACAUCCAAGAGCAAAUGGUUAUCGAUGAGUUCGAACAUAACUAUCGUCCAGACAAGGCCAUUUGGUGGUAUACACGCGAGUGUUUUACCUACCAAAUGCUCAAUCAAGCACUUCGCACUUUGGAUGGCGAAGUCAUUAUUAACAUGGGAUUCUUUCUCCAUGAUUUACACAAACAAAUACAACGGCUGCAUCAAGAACAGGUCAGUAAUUACAAACGAAAACCUUUCGUAGUCUACCGUGGACAGGGACUAUAUAAGACAGAUUUUGACCAGUUAUCAAAAACUGUAGGUGGUCUUUUAUCGUUCAACAACUUUUUAUCCACCAGUAUCAAACAAGAGAAAUCUCUUGAAUUUACCUACAGCGCUCUCGGUGAUCCCAACAAGGUGGGUGUUCUAUUCGUGAUUACAAUUGAUCCGAAUAUUGGUACUACUCCAUUCGCAUCGAUUGGGGAUCUUAGUUAUUUCAAAGACGAAGCAGAGAUCCUGUUUUCCAUGCACAGCGUGUUUCGAGUUGGUACAAUUCGACAAGUGGGUGACAAGAAUAAACUUUACCAUGAGGUACAACUUCAGUUGACUGCUGAUGACGACCCACAACUGCGUGUGUUAACGGAUCGUAUUGAAAGUGAAGUUCAAGGUAGUACAGGAUGGAAACGUUUGGGUACAUUAUUGCUUAAACUCGGACAGCUGGAUAAAGCAGAAGAACUGUACACUGUGUUACUGGGACAAGCGUCUGAUAACAAUGACAGAGCACUCUAUUAUCAUCAACUUGGCUCCUUAAAAAAUGAUCAAGGUGAUUAUAAAAUGGCUAUAGAAUACUAUGAAAAAGCACUUGAAAUCCAAGAAAAAACUCUUCCUUCGAAUCACCCUCAUUUGGCUCAAUCGUACAACAACAACGGUUCAGUGUAUGUAAACAUGGGAGAGUAUUCGAAAGCACUUUCAUUUUAUGAAAAAGCACUUGAAAUCCAAGAAAAAACUCUUCCUUCGAAUCACCCUGAUCUGGCUGCUUCGUACAACAACACCGGUGCGGUGUACAUGAAGAUGGGAGAGUAUUCGAAAGCACUUUCAUUCUAUGAAAAAACACUUGGAAUCCAAGAAAAAACUCUUCCUUCGAAUCACCCUUGGUUGGCUACUUCGUACAACAACAUCGGUUUGGUGUAUAACAACAUGGGAGAGUAUUCGAAAGCACUUUCAUUCUAUGAAAAAGAUCUUGCAAUAUGCGAGAAAACUCUUCCUUCGAAUCACCCUUUGUUGGCUACUUCGUACAACAACAUCGGUGCGGUGUACUAUAAAAUGGGAGAGUAUUCGAAAGCACUUUCAUUCUAUGAAAAAGCACUUGCAAUUAGAGAAAAAACUCUUCCUUCGAAUCACCCUGAUUUGGCUACUUCGUACAACAACAUCGGUUGGGUCUACAGAAACACUAAGGACUAUUCGAAAGCACUUACCUAUUUCGAACGCGCUCUGGACAUUUGGCAACGUGCAUUACCGGCGAAUCACCCUAAUAUAAAAACUGCACGAGAAGGUAUCGAAAAUUGUAAAAGAGCAAUGAAGAAAUAA
Adineta ricciae is the source of this 2169-nucleotide messenger RNA. NCBI's taxonomy places the organism in Eukaryota, Metazoa, Rotifera, Eurotatoria, Adinetida, Adinetidae. The record is from the annotation of a GenBank genome assembly.